Messenger RNA from Vespula pensylvanica (western yellowjacket), 622 nucleotides. Its product is annotated as odorant receptor 2a-like. The transcript is spliced from 5 exons. Gene Ontology annotation, cellular component: plasma membrane. Gene Ontology annotation, biological process: sensory perception of smell; detection of chemical stimulus involved in sensory perception of smell. Gene Ontology annotation, molecular function: olfactory receptor activity; odorant binding. The record is from RefSeq and is a predicted model, not a curated record. NCBI's taxonomy places the organism in Eukaryota, Metazoa, Arthropoda, Insecta, Hymenoptera, Vespidae. The coding region runs from base 99 to 590 and encodes 163 amino acids.
UACGAGCUCAUCAAUUUUCUACAAUUUUUCGAAGAAUUCAUAGCUGCCUCUACGUCCGGUAUGAUGAACGCUUUGCUCGUGACCUUGAAAUAUCUCGAAUGGCGGAGAAUCAUUUGUCGUGUAAGAAAAUUUUUGAAUCGUUGAUCAAAUGCCAUCAGAGGGUCAUUACAUUUGCCGAGAAUAUCGAAAAUAUAUUUUCUUACAUCGCACUGAUGCAAUUUCUUUCGAAUACUUUGGUGAUCGGACUAUUGGGUUUCCUAAUCGUCACGUCACUAGAUUCCGAGCAAAGGUCUGUAAUAUUGGCAAGGACUAUUCCCUAUUAUAUUCUAGUGAAUUUGGAGGCCUUCGUUCUUUGCUUUGCUGGAGAAUUUAUUAGAUCCAAGAGCAUAGCUAUCGAGAAAGCAGCUUAUGAAUGUAAUUGGUACGAACUUGAUCCGAAAGAAAGUAAAUCUUUAUUAUUACUGAUAAUCAGAUCCCAGAAAAGAUUUAAGAUCACCGCAGGCAAGUUUAUGGAGUUAUCCUUAGAAAGAUUCGCACGAAUGUUGAAUGCCUCUGCCUCGUACGUUUCUGUACUUUACGCGAGUUAUUAAAAUUCAUUUUUUAUUUCUUCAUUUUGUAGUAA